Messenger RNA from Aureobasidium melanogenum CBS 110374, 345 nucleotides. RefSeq lists its product as uncharacterized. The coding region runs from base 1 to 345 and encodes 114 amino acids. The transcript has 2 exons. Lineage: Eukaryota; Fungi; Ascomycota; Dothideomycetes; Dothideales; Saccotheciaceae. The record is from RefSeq and is a predicted model, not a curated record.
AUGAGCGACGAGAACAAGACCACUUCCCAGGCCCUCAACGAGGCCGAACAUCAGCAGGUCCACGCCCAGAUGGCCAGCGGCAAGGGCAAGGCCAAGGCUGUUGAGGACCUGGACAUGGAUGAUGACAGCUCUUCUGAAGAGGAAGAACAGGUGAGUUACAUCUUUGAACAGGAGGAGGGCGAAGAAGACAACAUGGAGGAGAUCGACGAGAGCAACAUCAUCUCUGGUGGCAGACGCACUCGCGGCAAGACUAUCGAUUUUGCCAAGGCUGCCGAAGGUCUCGACGACGAGGAAGAUGAAGAUGAGGACGAUGACUUCGAGGACCCUGAGGAGAUGCAGCAGUAG